Molecule: messenger RNA, 2617 nt
Organism: Columba livia (rock pigeon)
Lineage: Eukaryota; Metazoa; Chordata; Aves; Columbiformes; Columbidae
Gene: CHMP2B
Product: charged multivesicular body protein 2B
Exons: 6
Coding region: 228-872 (214 amino acids)
Biological process (GO): endosome transport via multivesicular body sorting pathway; protein transport; late endosome to vacuole transport
Cellular component (GO): ESCRT III complex; multivesicular body
Source: RefSeq, a predicted model, not a curated record
CCCCGAACAGCCGCCGCCGCUGUGGGGUAGGCGGGGGCAGCGCAGCAGCCCGUCCCGUCCCAGUCUCGGCCCCGGCCCUGUCCCUGUCCCUGUCCCGCCCCUCGUCGGCGGGAGGCGGAGCUGGGAGAGUCAGCGCGGCCCGGCCGCUUCCUGGUCACCUGAGGAGGUGGCAGGAGCCCACUGAGGCGGCCGUGGGGGCUCCGGCGGCUCCGGGUCUGACUGCCGCCAUGGCCUCGCUCUUCAAGAAGAAGACUGUGGAUGAUAUAAUAAAGGAGCAAAAUCGAGAAUUAAGAGGUACACAGAGGGUUAUAACCAGAGAUAGAGCAGCACUUGAAAAACAGGAAAAACAACUGGAACUGGAAAUAAAGAAAAUGGCUAAGACUGGUAACAAAGAAGCUUGUAAAGUGCUAGCAAAACAGCUUGUACAGCUACGGAAACAGAAAAAUCGAACAUACGCUGUUAGCUCUAAAGUUACUUCUAUGUCGACUCAAACAAAAGUCAUGAACUCUCAGAUGAAGAUGGCAGGAGCUAUGUCAACCACAGCAAAAACAAUGCAAGCAGUUAAUAAGAAAAUGGACCCACAAAAGACCCUACAAACUAUGCAGAAUUUCCAGAAAGAGAACAUGAAGAUGGAAAUGACUGAAGAAAUGAUUAAUGAUACUCUGGAUGAUAUUUUUGAUGCUUCUGAUGAAGAGGAGGAAAGCCAGGAUAUUGUUAACCAAGUGCUUGAUGAGAUAGGAAUUGAAAUCUCUGGAAAGAUGGCCAAAGCUCCAUCAGCUGCCAGAGGCUUACCAUCUGCAUCAACAUCAAAAGCUGCUACCAUAUCAGAUGAAGAGAUUGAACGACAGCUCAAAGCUUUGGGAGUUGAUUAGCUUGAUGGCAGUAUACAGUCUGCCUUCUAAUCAUUCACCUGCAAACAGAUGCAAAAAGUGCAAAUGUUCUUUCAAUGCAACUGAUGUCUAGGAAAACUCUGAAGCUUCAGAAAAGACAAUGUGACAUUGGUACUGGGGAAGGGGAAAAUAUGUUGAAUCAGUUUACAGGGGGAAGUACAUUUGGUAUGUCCAUUGCAUGAACUCUUUUUGGGCACUGGGCCAACCACAGAUACAGUUCUAAUGCUAAAUCCAUUUAUACAUGAUCUGAAUCUGUCCUCCGAAUGCAAAGUUUUCUUUUAUCUCAGUUCCUAAGCUAUCUUUAGAAUUGGCUAUUCUGUAGCUGAUGGUGAUUCCUCCUGGGACAGCACCUAUAUAACAUAUAUUACUUUUAUAAAACUAUUGCUAUAGAAAAGUUCUUAGCCUGUUGUAGCACAAAUGAAACUUCACCUUUGCUCUUAGUUAGAAACUAUUUUCUUUUUAUGAGAAAUAGCCUUGAAAGUCUAGCAAAUUUAUGUAGAAAGAAAAAGCAUUUUGUGUAUUUCUUUCAAGUUCCUGUAGUAACUUUGAGUUGAUUAAAUAAUAGCUGGUUAUUCUUUCUACUGAAAGGGAAAGAUGGAGUCCUCGUGCAGGUAAUUUUACUGGAAAAGGAUUUAAAUUUUCUAAGUGAACAUUGUUGCAUGAAAGGCACUGAUUGAACUCUAUUGUACUGUAACAUAGCUGGUUUCAACAGAAUUGCUGUGCCUUUAUGUAUAUAAAUCUUGUAGCUUUGUGAUUUUUUUCUGAAAGAGUCUUUAGAAGGUGAGUAAACUGUAAUUAAGAUAAGUUUCACAGAACACUAUGGCAAGACCUCUCUGUACAGUUGAUGGGACUCAGUGCUGAUGUUCAGAAAUGCAACUUGUGCGCCUGUAAAAAGGUCAUUUGCCUGAAAUAUAUGUAUAUAUUUUACAGUAUUUCUUCAUGGAAGAUAACUGUGCAUAAUUGUAUUGUUUACUAAGAUGCAAUUGAUCACAUUGAUAAGCUAAAUCUAAAUUUUAGUUUAGAGAACAAUUUUGAAUGAUACAUGGCAAUUACUUGUCUAAAUGCUAUAAUAAAAGUGUCUGGUUCUGUGAAGGUUUUUCCAUGGCCUCUGAACUUCAGCAGCAUGACUCUAGCUUUAAGUGGAAUAUGUUGGACUAACGAAAUAAGAACUGUUAUUUUACAUAGAUGAUAGAGUCUGAGAAUGCAGUUUGCAGUUAUGAAUUCCCAGGUGGUGUGAAUUUCCUCAGCCCUUGGUCUGCUGGAGAUUAUUUGCCUCUCAGUUGUGCUGGUUUAGUGGAGCCGUUCAUUGAACAGAAACAACAAAGUCAGCUUGACUCUAAAAUGAGAAAAACAAAAUACCUCCCAAGAGUGAAACCAGGAUAACCGUGGAGGAACAAACUAACUUCAUAAAGAGACUUUGCUGCUAGAGGAAGUGUAGCAGGAAAUCAUCAUCUCUGUGGAUCUACUGUUGUCACACCAUCUGCUUUUUAGGAUUGAAGUCAAAAGAGAAAGAAGAAACAUAGGUGAGCUUUCAUCUGUUUUUUUUGGCGUAGAAAUGGAGGUAUUCUUUCUCUUCGAAGGAAAUAAUGUACAAAUUAUGACUCUGUGAGGUAGUGGGUAGGAAUGUGUAAGUUUAUAUAUUGCAUAUAUCUGAUAUGAAGUGAAUAUUCUUUUUCUUUUUUUUACAGGUUUUGUAAAAAUCUAAUAAAAUGCUUUUUAAUUCGCAA